AUGGAUACAGGGCUUCUCGAAACCCAGCAAGUUAAAUCGCUAACGCUGUGUGCGUUUAAGUGCGUGGCCCAUGACAAAUGUCUAUCGUACAAUUAUGAACACGAAUCAAGCAGUGAAUUACAUAGCUGUGAAUUACUGGAUAGGAAAAAGAAUGAAGUUACGCUGACAGCACGCGCAGGAUACUCUCAUUACGAAACAGUACAGGUAUGUAGACUGUCAAACUGGUACUUGCGGGAACCUCUAAAUACUGGAGUCUGGGACUGCACGCAGGCUAUCUAAAUACCUACAUCGUCCUAAUAAUAUAUCUCUAAUACGAACAAUUCUCUAACAAGAACACCUCUCUAAUGCAGACAGCUCUCUAAUACGUAUCUAAUACGGACACCUCUCUAAUAUAGACAGCUCUCUAAUAUAGACAGCUCUCUAAUACAGACACCUCUCUAAUACAUAGGGGUGCACCGGAUUUCAAAUCCGGCCGGAUUUAACGAAAUUUCCGGCAUCCGGCCGGAUUUGGAGAAAAUCCGGCCGGAUUUAAAUUUCUGUUUUCACCUUAAAAAAUUCACCAAGAAUGGGAUAAAUCAUCAAUUUGGAAGCUUUAAAGUUUAAAAAACACUUAUAUUAUUAUAAAAUAUUAAGUUAUUAACAAAAAGAUGUUUGAAAAAGGUUUAAACACAAUCAAAAAUCUAAACUGACACUAACUAAAAAUAGUAAAAAAAACAUAAACCGCCAUUUUGAAUACUAAUUUAUCCCAAAUUGUCCCCAUUACUGGUUUAUCUCAAAUCGGGCCGGAAUUUUUUUCUAAGUCCGGUAAAUCCGGUUCCGGCCGGAUUUGAAAAUUCAAAAUCCGGUGCACCCCUACUAAUACAGACACCUCUCUAACUAAUAUGGACUCCUUUCUUAUACGGACACCUCUCUAAUAUAUACAGCUCUCUAAUACGGACACCCUUUGAAAAGCAGAUUAUCUGAAAAGCUACUAUGUGUUGUAAACAAAUGUAAAUAAUAACAAUAGAUAUCUCUCUAAUAUGGACAGCUCGAAAUAGAACGUAUUAUGGCCCAUAUACACGUAAAAAUGCACAUUUAAGUUGUUCCAGAUCUGAAACACGUUGUAACAACAAGUUUGCUGUGAAGCCGAUAUCAGGAUGUGUUGGUACUGCUUGUUCCCAGCUGUUGUGACAAAUCUGGAACAAAUUGUUAUCACCUUGUUACAAGGUUGAUGACGAUAACAGACUUGUUACAUGUUGUUCCAACAAGACUAAUACAGACUGUUCCUAACAAGUUGCUACGCGCUAGUAGUCCUGUUAACAACUUGUUACGUGCAGACGAUAUCAGAGCUGCUGGAAGAGAAGAACUCGUUGCAAGUCUGUUGGCCUCAUAAACCUUGUUACAAGAAGAUAACAACUUGUUCCAGACUUGUCAACAAAAUGGGAACAAGCAAUGCGAACAUAUUUUGUUCACAAGCUGUCGAGAUUUUUACGCAUGUACGCACGCAAAUAUCCAAUCGCAUGAAUUAGGCACAAACAAACAUUCGCUAAUUUUGUCUCUGAUGAUUUUUAGUUAUCAUGUGAUAAUCUGAUUUGUGAAAACGGUGGGUCGUGCAUUACAGACUGUCUCACUGGAGAGAUGAAAUGUUUUUGUACUCCAGGAUUCGACGGAGUCAACUGUUCUAUCGGCGGUAAGUUUCUCUAAGGACAAGGCAAGCUAGGAAAACCGUUUGCGAAAAUUUUGAUAUUUCGCAGAUGCAGAUCAUCGAGAACUGAACGGAGCCUGUCUACCAUCAGCUGGAAGUACAUUCCAUUACUUAGCCCCGCUGUAUUUGAACGUUUUUUUUUAGAAAUUCUCUUUUAGGGGCUGUUUACAUGAGCCCGGUUUGCGGGACUGGCUCGCUUAAACGGGGCGCCCGGCUUCAUAGUAAUUUCCAACACAAAGCAAUUUUACUUUACAUGACAAACCAGGCCAGCCCGUUUAGCUGGGAUCCCACUUGACUCAAACGGGGCGCCCGGUCAGCCGGGAUGAAAUUUCUCCAUGUAAAGUAUCCAGCCCGGGCAACCCGCGGGCUAGAACAAAAACUUCAUUUAAAACAAAAAUAAAAGACAGAAACUGAUAUUUUUCUUGACAAAGUUUUAUUUCUUCAAUUAAUCUUGCCGACAAAGUAGUUUUAAUCGAUUAAAUUUGCCAAUAAAGCACAAAUUCGACUUCCGUGACAGACGUUACACUGUUAACUCGUAAACAAGUUUUUCCCGCCAAUUUUCGUCAGCAUGCAUUUCAGCCCGGCAAACGUCUCAUCCCGGCUAGCCGGGCUCAUGUAAACAGCCCCUAAGGCAUAGGAAAGGACAGAUUUAUAUUAUUAUUUUUGAGAUCUUGUGCUGUUUGCCUAUCACUUUUCGAAAUAAACAUUGGUUUCAAAUUAGGAGCGGUUUGGUUAUUAGGAUUUCAAAAAGAAAGAUAGAUUUGUGCGGCACGUUGGCCACGUUUUACAAAGAGGUUUCCAAGAGAGUAGAUGUUUCAGUACCCUCGCUCCGGACUUCCGCUUGGAACGGUGCUGUUGGCUUGGGCCGGGACAAUGUUUUACCCUUUCAUUUCUUUGCCUAAAUAACAUUGGGAAAAUCCGUGAAAAGGCCAAUUUUUCUGCAACUACACAUGCGAGUCUGUGUUCGCACUGCUUGUCCCAAGUUGUCAACAAGUUUGGAACAAGCUAGCUGUUAAUUAACAACUUGUAACAACCUUGUUGAUAUUAUCAGACUUGUUGCAAGGUUUUUCUAACAAGUCAAUACAGUCAUGAUAUAUAACAAUAUUGCUACAACCUUGUGUGGUCAACCUUGUAACAUUCUUGUUAUAUCAUGACUGUAUCAGACUUGUUAGAACCUUGUAACAUUUUUGUUAUAUCAUGACUGUAUCAGACUUGUUAGAACAGCCUUGUAACAAGUCUGAUAAUCCCAUCAAGCUUGUUACAAGUUGUUAACAGAACAGCUCGUUCCAAACUUGUUACAACUAGGAACAAGCGGUGCGAACACAACUUGUCGACAGCUUGUGAACAGAUUUAUAACAACUUGUGCUUAUAUUGUUGUAUUAAUAUGGCGUCAAUUCUACAGUAUCAGUAUCAGUAUAUAAUUGUAUUUCGAUUGACGCUAUUUAACUAUUAUUUUGUGAUUCGCAACCGCCAGAUACAUUUAAAAAGAUUGCUAACUGUGUAAACUGCAAAAUAAUGCUAAAACAAAGUAAUUUUGAGAGGAACGCCAAAAAGGUUUUAGGUUUUGAAUACUUUUCACUUGCACUUUUCAUUGCAAAUACGCGACAUUGAGAAAAAUCGCCUCUUAAUAAUCGCGGGAAGUGGGAGGUAUAUGGUAUAUGGUUGAAAAUGAUAUUAGCGAUUUAAUAGACGAGUCAAUGGAUGAUAUGGGUUUUUCAUUGUUGCACCUAAAUUGUCGUAGCCUUAUUGGCAAUUUUGAUAAGUUUAAAGUCUUGACCAGAAAUUUGCGUAAAUCGUUUUCUAUUAUCGGAGUAUCUGAAACUUGGCUGAAUGAUGAAACUUCUGAUUUAGUAAAUUUUUCAGGUUAUAAUUUCAUUUCAAAUCAUCGCCUGAAUAAAGUAGGUGGCGGAGUUGGACUUUAUCUACAAAAUCAUUUUCAAUACAAAUUGAUUCAAGAAUGCACAAUUUCUAAUCCUGAAGUAAUUGAGUCUUUGUUCCUUGAAAUUGUUAACCCUAAUGGGAAAAACAUUAUUGUCGGUACUAUAUACCGUUCGCCUAAUCAAAAUUUAACUCACUUUAUGGAGGAAUUCAACAAAAUUCUUUCCUUUAUUUCCAAAGAUAACAAACAAUGCUAUAUUAUGGGCGAUUUCAAUUUGGAUUUAUUCCAUUAUGAUCGCAUGCUUUCACUCAAGAAUUCAUGGAUUCUUUGUUCUCCUACAUGUUUAUUCCUCUUAUAAAUAAACCUACGCGAUUAACUUCACACUCGGCUACACUGAUUGAUAAUAUAUUCACAAAUGGUCCUUCACAAAACACGGUGAAUGGAAUUAUUCUUAAUGAUAUGUCGGAUCAUUUACCUAUAUUUGCUUUUUUUAGUUCUGAAUUAGUACCACAUAAAAAAGAAGUUAAAUCCUAUAGAGACUAUAGCGAACAAAAUCUAAUCAAACUUCGAACUAGUUUGUCUCUAGUGGAUUGGACCAGUGUUGUUGUGGGUCAAGAUCCUAAUAAACUAUUUGACUCUUUCUCGGCAGAAUACAAUAAGCAUUUUGAGGAUUGUUUUCCCUUAAAAAUAAGUAAACACCCUUCCAAAAAGCCGAAAACGCCCUGGAUUACUAAAGGUUUAUUGGUUUCCGUUUGAAAAAAGAAUAAACUCCAUAAGAAAUACUUGCGUAAUCCAACUUUACAACGCGAGCUUCAUUACAAAAGGUAUAAAAACAAAUUAAAUCAUCUAAUUAGAAAUGCUAAGAAAACUUAUUAUGAUAACAAAUUUGAUCGAGCAAAAAGUGACUUGAAGGAAACUUGGAAAUUAAUAAACGAGGUUAUAAAUACUAAAAGCAAGAAGUCAUCUUUACCAUCGUCAUUUAAAUCAAAUGGUACAGUGAUCACUGACCCUCUUGAAAUUGCAAAUGGAUUUUGUAAAUAUUUUACAAACAUUGGCUCAUCCUUGGCAAGCAGGAUUCUCCCAACAAAUUGUGUAUUUCGAGAUUUCCUUGGACCAAAUAUAAGUGAUACAAUAUUCCUUAAACCUACUACUGAACAUGAGCUAAAAAUUAUCUCUAUGUCAUUUAAAGGCGGAAAAGCACCUGGUUAUGAUCAUAUACCUAUGCAUCUUGUAAAAAGUUCGUUUGAUAUUAUUUCGAAACCAUUAAUGCGUGUAAUUAAUAUAUCCCUUGAAAAAGGGAUAUUUCCAAAUAACCUUAAAACGGCAAAAGUAAUUCCUCUUUUUAAAGCUGGUGAUGUAGAUAUAUUUACGAACUAUAGAACUAUCUCGAUCUUGUCAAGUUUCUCUAAAAUUUAUGAAAAGGUUAUGUAUAAUCGUUUGCUUAAUUUUAUAGAAAGAUUUGAAAUUUUGUAUUCUUUUCAGUUUGGUUUUCGUACCAAACAUUCAACUAAUCAUGCCCUCACACAUUUAGUAAAUAAAAUAGCAACUGGAAUCGAUCAAAACAAAAUUUCUAUUGGUGUAUUUCUAGACUUGUCGAAAGCGUUUGACACACUAAAUCACGGUAUACUUUUUUCAAAGCUCGAAAACUAUGGCAUACGCGGAGUCGCGCUAAAUUGGAUCAAAAGUUAUUUUCACAACCGUAAACAAUUUGUUCAGUACAACAACGUUACUUCUAGUCAGUUAAUUACCCAAUGUGGUGUGCCUCAAGGUUCAAUUUUGGGCCCUCUCCUUUUUAUUUUAUAUAUAAAUGACCUUCCGAAUGCCUCCCGUAUAGUUGAACCUUUGUUAUUUGCACAUGAUACCAGCAUCUGUUACUCUCACUCUGACCCUGUGGUACUAGCUGCAGUGUUAAACGAAGCAUUACAAAGCAUCGGUUCUUGGAUGAGAGCAAAUAAACUCUCUGUUAAUAUUGACAAAACAGACUAUGUUAUUUUCCAUUCCAGGCAUAAGAAAGUCUCUCAUGAUAUAUCUCUCUCUUUCGAUGACAAAUGUAUUACUCGUAAACCAAAGGUUAAAUUUCUGGGGGUUUUCUGGAUGAGAAUCUCACCUGGAAACCUCACAUUAGUCAUGUCUGUAAAAAGAUUUCUAAGUCUAUCGGCAUAAUUUAUCGAGCUCGUUUUUACUUGUUAGCUAGUACUAAAUUGUCAUUGUACUAUACGUUAAUCUACCCAUACCUUACCUAUUGUAACACUGCUUGGUCCUCCACCUAUGUUUCCAAUUUAAGUCGCAUAUUUCUAUUACAGAAACGAAUUGUCAGAGUACUGACCAAUUCUAAUUACCGGGCGCAUACUGCUCCACUAUUUAGUAAAUUAAAAAUACUCAAUAUAUAUCAGCUUAAUUCCUUCCAUAUUGGUAAAUUUAUGUUUUCUUACCACAAUCAGCUAUUACCACCUUCUUUUCUCAAUCUGUUUAUUACCAACAAUGAAAUCCAUGAUUACAACACCAGAAAUGCGAGUUCAUACCGAGCUCAUGCAUGUAGAACAAAUGUAAUGCAGUUUACCAUCCUAUUUCAAGGACCCAAAUUGUGGAAUUCUCUCCCAGAGUCCGUCAAAAGUGCACAGACUAUCAAUUGCUUCAGGAAUAGAAUUUUGAAAUACUUGCUAGAUGCCUAAUUACGUUUUUCUUGACCUCUCCUAACUAAUCAUUUUUCUGAUCUAUAUUUUCUGUUACUACUGCUCCAAGGAGACAUCCUAUUUACAAGCCCUAUGGUUUCCGGAUGCCUCCUUGCCACCGAUAUCUAUUUUAUGGUGUAUACAUAUUGACUAUUUAAAAUUAACUAUAUUAUUAUCAUAAAAUAACUUGUAUAUAACUGAUAUCUGUGGCAAAUUAAAUUAUCUCUAUCUCUAUCUCUAUCUCUACUGCGGCGAGAUGUACAAGUUUUGGACCAUAUUUUAACAAUGGAAAUCAAAACCCAUUUUAUAUUGAACUUACCCGGACCGAAAAUUACUACGGCGAACGUCUGCGCAACCAGGCCUCCUUUACCGUUGGAUUUACAGGGGGGGAGGAUGCCACUAAUAUACUCACGAUAAUAUUUCGAAUUAAAGUAUCAUAUUCUACCAUACUUUCCAACAAAGAGCCGCUGUAUAUUACUUCUUCCUUAAAUUUCUUCAAUCUCCGUCGUUUAAUUUUUUUUCUUCGACAACAUCUCGAGUUUUAUACAGUAUCCGAUCGAUCGAAGGAGUUUUUAUUUUGAAUGUCAAAUUUCAAAUAAUGUAAACAGUCGCUACGCGGCCGCGAUUGGCUGGCUGUUACCGGAAAUAUCUGCCCCCCCCCCUGUAAAUCCAACGGUAAAGGAGGCCUGGUUGCGCAGACGUUCGCCGUAGUAAUUUUCGGUCCGGGUAAGUUCAAUAUAAAAUGGGUUUUGAUUUCCAUUGUUAAAAUAUGGUCCAAAACUUGUACAUCUCGCCGCAGUACCUCCGUAUUUUCGAAGAACGGCAUUUGUUGUAUAUGCUGGCGAAUUUGUUUGGAGAAUAAAGCGAUUUGAGUGUGAAAAUUUUCGAUUCGAAGUGCUGUGCCGUCGUAUCGACGAUCGGGAAUCGUUAGCCUUUAUCAUGUUUCGUGUAUACUAGUAACAUCGAGUACAAAGUCUUGGAAAAUAUUAGUCCAACAAAGGAGGAAUAAAAGGAGAACACACACUAUCAAAUAGGCAAGUCAAUUUCAUUUUAAAAUUUAUAUUUUACGACAUAUUUUUACUAUAAUAUACAUUAAUAUAAUAUAAAUUCAUACUAUAUAAGAGGGUCUAGAUGGGGUGGUGCCCAAAACAGUAAACAUUUGAUUUUUUAGUAAUUUAACAGUAACAGUAAAAAAUUUCACAUAAUAGUAAAAUUUUGCUAAUUUCAUGAAGACGUAAAAAAGAACUUAAUUAUAUGUAGGAAGCAAAUGCACAGUCGUCUAAGUCUCUAAGACCAUCAAAGACAUAUUUUGCAUAUUUUGUAAUUGGCACACCAGGCCCAUAUGCGCAUGUGUUGGCCUGCAUGAAGGCAAAGAUGCAGGUGCUGGGCAAGGUGACAAGAGAUGUAAAAGCUAUAAAGAUCUGUAAGACCUGUAAACACACUCUGACAUCGCUUUUAAUAUAGUUUCGUAUUCUUUUGUCUGAAAUUUAGUAGUUUAAAGCCCUUUUUGAAAUGCAUUAGACUUUUUAUAGUAAUUACAACACUUAACUGCGAAGUCUUCCAUGACAGUAAACAACAAAAUAUUUAGCGUUUCAACAUUAAACACUAUAGAAUAUGGGCCGUCAACACUUAACAUUAAACCCCAUCUAGACCCUCAUAUAAAGUCUAUACUGACCCUUGCGAGAUUGGGCCGGCUGUGGUUGAAGGAAAUUAUAAGGAAAUUCGAAUCUGAAGGAAAUUUGAAGGAAAUUUCGGAAGAUUGAAGGAAAUGUGAAGGAAAUUGCCUUAUUUGUAAAAAAUCCUAAGAAUACGGCAAUUUCCAAGGAAAUGUGCUUCAAAAUGUGCUGAAAAUCCUGUCCUGCGAGAUGUAAAAUCUGAAAAUUUUCCAGACUCCCCGGCUUAUUCUCCUUUGUGUUCAUCUACGUAAACUCUUUGUCUCUCUCCUUUGAUAAUUCAGCCGCUGUAACGUCUAUGUUCCUUCUCGCACAAGAAAUACCCCGUUAUUCGUCGGAUAAAUAACUAUAAAAUCAGUUUUAAAUUAGUUAAAAUUGAAUAAUUUUUAUUGCAAGGAAAUUUUUCCAAAAAGAAGGAAAUUUUCAAGGUUUUGAAGGAAAUUAUGUUUUUUGAGAAUGGAAGCACUGCUGAUAUAGAUAAUGGCGUGCUGUUCAGGUUACAGCACAAACAGUGAUUCCACUUUCAAGGAAAUUUCCUUUUUCAAGGAAAUUUUGACCGAAAAAAGACGUUUCAAGGAAAAAAAAGGAAUCAAGGAAAUCUAAGGAAUUUUUGAAAAUUCUAAGGAAAUUUAAGGAAUUUUUGAAUCAACUAAUUGAACUGAAAUGUUUUGAAGAUUAACCUUUCAUUAAUUUUAAAUUAUAUUACUUUCCUUCGCUCAUAACCAAUAUGUCUGUGUACAAAAUAAAAAAACCUCUUUCGGAUCCUGUGACCGAGUCAGUUGAAUCUAAAAUUAUUAAUGAAAACACAACCUGAAUUUUAGGCAGGUAGCGUGCUGCGUGCAGGCCACCACGUGUUAGCUGCACAGGUUGGCUGUCAUGUACCCUGGAUUCCAGAGCCUUCGACAGUAAAUAAUAAAUUGAAACGUCGCGAAGGCUCUGGUUCAACUGGAAGAUUCUUUGAUUAAACCGCGCCAAUCACAAAACAGAAUUAGUGGUUUUAGUACAGAAUCUGUACUAAAAAACACUAAUUCUGUUUUGUGAUUGGCGCGGUUUAAUCAAAGAGUCUUCCCGUUGAACCAGAACCUUCGCGACGUAACCGAUGUUUCAAUUUAUUAUUUACUGUCGAAGGCUCUGGAAUCCAGGGUAGCUGUCAUGCGAAUUUAUAUGAUUUUAUUUGUCAUAUGAAUUUGUUGACACAGUUAACGUUGAGAACAAUAUUAAAACCCUGGUAUUUUACAUUUUAAAGCUUUCAAAAUUGUUGUGUAAAGACUUUGUUUUUAAGAGUUGUACGAAAGAAAUGUACCAUUCUGUUUCUGUCUUACUUUAUAUAAGUAUUAAUGAUUCUAAUUGCCGAAAUAUACUUCGGUUAAUCAAGGAAAUUUCAAGGAAAUUACAUCCUAUUUCAAGGAAAUUCAAGGAAAUUUUAAAGCAAAAUCAAGGAAAUUUCAAUGAUGCGUUGUGGAAACACUGAGCACAAAUCGCUUCCAAAUUACUGUGGAUAGCAACUUUCUUUGUCCAAUCUGUGCAGAAGUUUUAAAAGAUCCUGUUCAAUGUCAAAAUCAACAUUAUUUCUGCAAAAGCUGCAUAAAGAAACACCUUGAAAAGAAUGCGAAAUCAUGCCCUAUUUGUGUGCAAGAUCUGAGCGAGGAAACAUUGGCUCAGCCUCCUAGGAUUCUUACAGAUUAUUUGAAUGGUCUUAUGAUUAGCUGCGAUCACUCGGAAAGAGGUUGUACUGAGGUGCUACCAGUUUCAAGACUACAAGCACAUGUUCCUGAGUGUAACUACCGUCCCAUUGUUUGUACAAAUGAGAAAUGUGGACAAACAUUCAACCAAGAAGAUCUGACUGAACACGUGAUCAAUGCAUGUGAGUACAGACUGGUAUAUUGCCCUGACUGUGAGGAUGAAAUGAUUUAUAAGAAAUUCAGUAAGCAUGCAUGUGUACUUAGUAAGGAUCUCAACAAAUUGGGACUAGAAUGGGCAGAAAUAAAGAAUGUUUGGGAGAAAUUUGCAAUUCCCAGAAAGAAGUAUUGA
Molecule: messenger RNA, 9939 nt
Organism: Paramuricea clavata
Lineage: Eukaryota; Metazoa; Cnidaria; Anthozoa; Malacalcyonacea; Plexauridae
Source: the annotation of a GenBank genome assembly